Molecule: messenger RNA, 1271 nt
Organism: Exophiala mesophila
Lineage: Eukaryota; Fungi; Ascomycota; Eurotiomycetes; Chaetothyriales; Herpotrichiellaceae
Exons: 2
Coding region: 262-861 (199 amino acids)
Biological process (GO): microtubule-based movement
Cellular component (GO): cytoplasm; cytoplasmic dynein complex
Molecular function (GO): dynein intermediate chain binding
Source: RefSeq, a predicted model, not a curated record
GUGAUCACUCACGCCUCUUGUCCCACAUCUCAUGUUCAUGACAGUUGAAUUAAACUUGCGUCAGCAACCUUGCCUCUCGGCUUCCGGCAAGCAUCUCGUGCAUGUUCCAACGGUCGCAAGAGCUUGACCGAUCCAAGUGCAAACCUUGAAUCAGCGCGCGUCCAAACGCGACUUCGGUUUACACCAACCCUCAGGAGCCUUCUGAGAUGACUGUGCGAUCGAACUCGGCAAUCUCUUGCUCUUGCUGUUCGUGAGUUGGACAUGGCCCAGAAUGACAGAGGAUAUCCCAACGUCAGCUCGGUCGACGCCACUCUCCGCGCAUUGACGGACCGCCCCAAUGUUCAGUCAACACUCAUACUUUCUAAAAGAGAUGGUUCCAUCAUUCGGGCAACGGGCUUGAUCGUAUCAGGGAAACACUCGGUGCCCCGCGCAGGCCAAACAUCUAGGUGGACCAGCGGCCCCGGCCCCAGUGUGACACAAGACUCUGGAGCUGGCGAGGGCGGCGACCACGCUGCUGACGGUCAAGAGCAGGGUGAAGAGUCUAAACACCAGGUCACACCGGCUGAGGUGUUGGCCUCAGCCAUCUUCCAAUUUGCCAAAAACGCAUCAACCGUCGGAGCGGUAUUGGGGGGAAUAUCUCGAGAAGCGGACAAGACAUCUGGUGGGAUCUACGGAGAUGGGUCGGCCUCGAUGCAGGAAGUAGCAGGCGAGGACGAGUCACACAAAGUCAGGGAGGACGAGGUUCAAUUGCUCAGGCUACGGACCAAGAAUCAGGAAAUCAUAAUUUUCCCCGACCCCAACUACAUUUGCUGUGUGGUACAGAGAAUGGGCAAGGUUGGAAGUGCUACGGAUGGAAAAUAAAACAAUGGAAUGGCAGCAAAUUAGAGGCUGGGGAGAGAGUGUGCAACAUCCAGCAAGCAACAGGGGGCCACAAUGAGACUCAUGGAGACACCCAUGUCCCUAACAUAUUAUUGCGUUAUUGUGUGCUUCGAGUGUGGAAUGGCGAACGUGGUCACCUGCCUAUUUUGACCACUGCCACAUUGCAUUUUGUGUUGUGGCCGGAGCACAGAUAAGAAUCAUGAGAUGCAGCCUCAAUUGGUGUGAAUCAUCCAUCAACUGAUUGUAACUCGGACUCCAGAUGCCUCAGUGCCGUGCUCAGGAAUCAUGCUGGAGUCAAUGUGAAUGGACAAUGACCCGGAUGUUAUCUACACAUCGGACAAGUUUGGGUUCAUGCGCUCAUGCGCUCGCUUGCCCCAGAUUCUUUAUCGCCA